This is a messenger RNA of Mycena citricolor, 3510 nucleotides long. The record is from the annotation of a GenBank genome assembly. NCBI's taxonomy places the organism in Eukaryota, Fungi, Basidiomycota, Agaricomycetes, Agaricales, Mycenaceae.
UAAUUUUCCAGCAACUGACAUGCAUCUAAAUCCAAUCUUUGAUGCCGGAAAAGCUUGCACUCAAGUCAGUGCCAAGUUGUACCUAUCAGCAUCUAACACAGCCGCAUGCGAGUCGCGCAUAACAAGGUUUUUCUCAAAUACAUCUUAAUCAUUUCAAAAGCCGCAGAGCUCACAGUCUAGUCUCCAACUGCAGUGGUCAUGUUCAACUUGAACGUUUUCGACACGUGCACAUAAAGUCGUGACAGUGACUAGGGACUCAAGUCACUGUCACUUUUGCUCUCACCCCAUGAGCAUCGUCAUCGUUCAAGAUUUCCACUCCAUACCACGGAAGCACCGAGGUUGUCGAUCCAGUCACACGCCCACCGUUUUACGUAAAUUAGUUCCGCUCCAGUGGACGUGCAUCGAGCGUCACGUGGCCCCACGCUCAUCCGCCCUCAAAACCAUGAGAUUGUGCGGAGCUUGACACUUCUUCGCUCCUCAACAACUUCAUCUGAGACACACAUCCAACUCAAUACUAUAACAUCAACAACACCGCCAAUGUCCACCACCGCAUACAUGCCCUUCCUCGUAUCGACCCCGCAGCAAGAAUGGAUGUCGGAGGAAAUGCGCAGGGGGGAGUUCUUUCCCCCGCCGCCUACUGGGAGCGGACAGAAGAACGGCUCACGGGGCGGGAGUCGACAAAGCAGCACACCGAGUACACCGAAUCCGGAGGCAGUCCCGCGCGAGCAGAGACAGGAUCCGGUCACUCAAGCGUCAGUCACGCAUCCCCAAGUUGGUGCACUACUGAAUCCCCUCUCGCACUCCCCGCUUACGCAGAUGAGCCUGCCAUCGAAUUCGACUUUGUCCUCCAGCCUGUCGCAGCUAUCUCCCGCCAAGGAACAGGGCUCGGAGACAAUGAUACCGCCGUCCGAAACUAGCGAUUCUCCCCGCGCCACCCGAUCGGCAUCUUCGAUAGUCGAGUCACACACGCCCAUCUCGCACGCGUACCCGGCUUCCUGGGGUGCGCAGUCGAAGGCUCAAGCAGUGAAAGCGGACGUUCCGGUACAAAGCCCUCUUUCGGACGAAUCCCGAGAGAUCGACAAGACACAGACAAGGUCAAACGUGCCACAGGACUCCAAUGCUUCCGCAACGACGUUACAUGGGUCGGUCGCGUCGGAUUCGUCAGCAGUGGCACCUUCAGCAGCUGUCGCAGGCUCCCAUGUUUCUGAUGCAGAGCUCAUCGGAACAGCAGAUGCGCCCGGUCUAUUGGACCGCACACCUGUCAUGUCGCCGUCCGACACGCCCGACUACAUUUCCCGUGGCGUGGUAUCCUCACUGUCGAUGGACAUCCCGCCUCGCUCCGCUUCAGACCACUGGCGCCCAGAGACAUCGCAAACGCCGAUCUCCGUCGUGCAGCGCGCAUCGCCCAAGCUGUUGUCAACGCCCAACGAGUCGGUCGACCUGCUCCAAAGCCCGGACGCCUCAGCCCAGCCUCAGGUGUUGUCCUCGCCCCAGUCCAUCGACAGCGACCAGCAGAUGACAAGCGCGGAGUGGGCCACGGCGGCGAAUGUCGAUCCUUUUCACGUCAAGUCGCCCACGCCGCAAGAGCUUUCCGAGACACAGCUAUCUCUCAUGAUGCCGGCGCCGCAUCAGAGCUUGAGGACUAGCAGUACGCUUAUGACGCAUUCGGGGCACUCGAACACGGGAUUGGUGCAUUCGCCUGGCGAUGCUCAGGUUGCUGCCGAUCCUGCGACCCCGAGCGAGGCACCGAUGGCUUCAGAGGAGACGCAGGCUCACAUCGCAUCGCAUGGUCACCCGGACAUGGGACUUGUGCAGGGUGCUGAAGACGCGCAGGUCGUUGAUCCUCUCGAUUCGAGCAUCGCGUCGACAAAUGAGGGCAAGAACCGGCCCGAACAAGACGUGGCGCUUGUGCGGUCGCCCGGGGAUCUCUCUGACCCUCUCAAGGCAUCGAUUGCACGGGGGGGAGACGGCUCGAUGACAGAUGACCACGUGCUCGAGCUGAAUGGGUCUGGUCACGGCACCACAAAUCUGCCCGAGGAUCUGUCCGCUGGGGGACUGGGUGAUGAGGCACCCGCGGAGGGUGCCGUGCAACCUGAGGUUGCGUCGUCGGACCGUGUUUUUGACCGUGAUGCGGCAAACGCACAAACGGAAAAGACGAGAAGAAAGUAUCAGCGAUUCGGGAACGUCGGUACCACUGCUGAAGAAGGUCCGUGUCACAAUCCUCAGGGUCUUGCCUUGUGGCUCACAAGCUAUGCAGAAACUUCGGAUCGAACUCAUCCCCUGAAUGAAGCGGGUAUGGGGCUAGUGCAAUCGCCCGGUGACGCUCAAGUCACGCAUCCUCUGGGGCCCCCAAACGAUCCCGAGGAUGAGAAGCAAGAGCAUCGACGCUUUGAUUCGGGAACGGGACUAGUGCAGUCGCCAGGAGACGCUCAAGUCCCCGACCCUCUCGAGUCCACCAGCCACACUCUUCCGAAGCCACUUGUGCGGGAUGUGGCGGACACCGGACUGGUACAGGCUUCGCAAGGUGCUCCAGGAAUGUCAUCCGGAGCCAGUCAGACGCGGAGCGACCAGGCGCUGGAACUUGGCCGCCACGAUCAUGGCAUGACGAUCUUGGGUCAACGUCUAUCAUCUCAAGACCCUCGUGAUGAGACACAGAGGCAGGAUGAUGUGCAGCCAGGCUCUACGGUGUCACCUACGACUCCACCUGUUCGUCCGGCCCCGGAUGCCGUCGACUCUACCAACAGCAAGUAUCAGCGUGCCUCGGAAGCGAAUGUCAGUGCAGACAGGGUGGAUGGCUGGGCGGAGCAAGGUGCGCUGCUCUUUUCUGGUUAUGAUGGUAUCGCUGACCAGUCUUCAGAUACAUCCUCGAUGUUGCCCAACACCCCACCGAUCAACUCACUACCGUCUGGCAUUGCUGAGCAUCUACAAGACCGCGAGGGAACGACUCCAGCUGUGUCGUCGGGAGUCCCGGACACCGCGCCGUCCGACUCUCUGCUGCCGGCUGUGGCUGGGCGCCUCCACCAACUGGGCGAGGAGACGAAUGACGAGAAGAAGCCCACCUCGGCGGACGACCCACCCCCGCCGGCGAAACAUGUGACGACGAUAGGUCCAGAUCAUCCCGUCUCUCAUGGAGAUCACAGCGCCACGGCCGAGCAUGCUCAGGGCCCUGUAGCCGAGGCCGCUGCGACCCAGGACCAGCCUCGCCAGCCCCGCUCUCGGCCGCGGUCGCCCCCGCCCCCGCCGAAGUCGCUCAAGGAUCGGAUCGUCCAGAAAAUCAAGGAUACGGUGCACCACUAGGCGGUGCAUAGAGCCUAUGCUCGUCGCGUAUCCAAAUGUACUUGUAAAUGUAUAUCAACCAAUGCUUGUCGAAUCGAUGACCCUCUACGCUCAUGGCAGCUUGAUCACGCCGGCGAAACAUAUGCUCCGUGGCCCAGCUGGUUAAGGCGUCUGACUGUUAAGUACAUGUGCAUUUAAAUCAGAAGAUCGAGAGUUCAAGUCUCUCCGGAGCAG